This is a messenger RNA of Menidia menidia (Atlantic silverside), 1422 nucleotides long. NCBI's taxonomy places the organism in Eukaryota, Metazoa, Chordata, Actinopteri, Atheriniformes, Atherinopsidae. The record is from the annotation of a GenBank genome assembly.
AUGAAGCCAGCUCAACCCCCUCUGAUCCCCCAUCGACCUUUUAUUGUAGUAUGGAACGCUCCGACAGAGUCGUGUCGUCUUCGAUUCAAGGUGGACCUGGAUCUCAGUGUUUUUGACAUUGUAGCAAAUCUGAACGAAACCUUAAGUGGACCAAAUGUCACCAUAUUCUACCACAGCCAUCUUGGAUAUUACCCAUAUUAUUCCAGCUCUGGAGUUGUUAUCAACGGCGGCUUACCUCAGAACCAGAGCAUUUCCAAGCAUCUGAGCAAGGCCAGGGCUGACAUUGACAAGCUGAUCCCCCACAAGGACUUUCGAGGGCUGGGCGUCAUCGACUGGGAGAACUGGAGGCCACAAUGGGUCAGAAAUUGGGGUUCCAAAGACAUCUACCGCAAAAAAUCCAAGGAACAAAUCCGAAAACUUCACCCCGGCUGGCCAGAGAGUAAAGUAGAAAAGGAGGCAAAGGAAAGUUUUGAGAGAGCUGGGCAGGCCUUCAUGAACCUGACCCUAGCGCUGGCUGAAGCUCGCCGGCCAGACGGGCUGUGGGGCUUUUACCUGUUUCCAGAUUGCUACAACUAUGGCUACAAGCAGCACCCACAACGCUACACCGGUGAAUGCCCAAACGUGGAGCAUGUUCGCAAUGACCACCUGAUGUGGCUCUGGAAGGAGAGCACCGCCCUCUACCCGUCCAUCUACCUGGACUAUGAGCUGAAGUCCUCACCAAACACCAUCAAGUUCGUCCAUUAUCGUGUCAAAGAAGCCAUGAGGAUCGCAUCCAUUGCACAUACGGACUUCACACUGCCUGUCUUUGUAUACUCUAGACCUUUCUAUGCCUAUACAUUUGUUGUGCUUACAGAGAAUGACCUGGUGCACACGAUUGGGGAAAGUGCUGCCCUGGGAGCUUCAGGUGUGGUCCUGUGGGGAUCCUCAGAGUAUGCACGAUCCAAGAGAAACUGCCUGACUGUGAAGAAGUACAUUGAUGGUCCACUGGGGCAUUACGUCAUCAACGUCACAUCAGCAGCUAAACUGUGUAGCAAAGCUCUUUGCAAGAAAAACGGCAGAUGCGUCCGCAAAAGCUUGGAUUCAAGAGCCUACCUGCAUCUGAACCCCCUCUCCUUCCACAUCCACCAAAACCUGAGCUCUACAUUCAAUAGAUUCCAUGUCAGUGGUCAAGUCAGCAGCCACGAUAUCCUGGACAUGAAGCACAAGUUCACAUGCCAGUGCUACCAGGGUUGGACGGGAGCUUACUGUGAGAUCCCCCAGGGUCUGUCCACCCCCCCUCCUCAGCCUGACGUCCCACUGCCUGACCAUUGGGCCACUAAUUGGUUGGAAAACAUUCUGCUCCUCCUUUCUGUCCAUUUUUCCUGUCUUUGCAUUAUCUUGUUCCUUGGACUAUGCCUCGUUAUUAAGUGUCUCAUACUGUAG